Etheostoma cragini (Arkansas darter) is the source of this 1581-nucleotide messenger RNA. It is a transcript of the gene ppil4, whose product is annotated as peptidylprolyl isomerase (cyclophilin)-like 4. The record is from RefSeq and is a predicted model, not a curated record. Gene Ontology annotation, biological process: protein peptidyl-prolyl isomerization. The transcript has 13 exons. NCBI's taxonomy places the organism in Eukaryota, Metazoa, Chordata, Actinopteri, Perciformes, Percidae. Gene Ontology annotation, molecular function: RNA binding; peptidyl-prolyl cis-trans isomerase activity. Bases 143 to 1567 code for a protein of 474 amino acids. Gene Ontology annotation, cellular component: nucleus.
UUUGUAUUCACUUCACCUGCUAGGAACAGCAAGAGAGCUAGGCUAAAACAAAAACAUUAGGCAACACCUGUCAACUGCGCAUGCUCGCGGAAUUUCCCGAAUUUCCAAACACUCUUCUCGCGAGAACAGGAAGUUCAGCAGCAUGGCGGUGCUCCUUGAAACGACGUUGGGCGAUGUCGUAAUUGAUUUGUUUACAGAAGAAAGGCCUAAAACUUGCCUCAACUUUCUGAAACUAUGCAAGAUAAAGUACUACAACUACUGCCUCAUCCACAAUGUGCAGAGAGACUUCAUUGUCCAGACUGGGGAUCCCACUGGGACAGGGCGUGGUGGAGAAUCUGUCUACAGCAAACUCUAUGGGGACCAGGCCCGCUUUUUUGAUAUUGAGAAAACGCCACGUAUCAAACACAGGAAGAAGGGGACGGUGUCCAUGGUGAACAAUGGAAAUGAUCAGCAUGGUUCUCAGUUCCUUAUUACCAUGGGGGAAAACUUGGACUACCUGAAUGGAGUCCAUACUGUGUUUGGGGAAGUGACGGAAGGCAUGGACAUCUUGGCCAAAAUCAAUGAGGCCUUUGUGGACAAAGACUUUGUCCCAUUUCAGGAUAUAAGGAUAAACCACACAGUGAUCCUAGAAGACCCUUUUGAUGACCCUCCUGAUUUGCCCGUGCCCGAUCGAUCACCUGAGCCCACCAAAGAGCAGCUGGAUAGCGGCCGAAUCGGAGCGGAUGAAGUGAUCGACGAUGCGGAUGGAAAAGAAGCCGAGGAGUUGGAGGAGAGGUUGAAGGAGAAAGAAGCCAAAACUCAGGCCAUCCUGCUGGAGAUGGUGGGUGACCUCCCAGAUGCAGAUAUGAGGCCACCAGAGAACGUGCUGUUUGUGUGUAAACUAAACCCAGUGACCACAGACGAGGACCUGGAAAUCAUCUUUUCUCGCUUUGGGACCAUAAAAAGCUGUGAAAUCAUCAGAGACUGGAAAAGUGGAGAUUCCCUCUGUUACGCUUUUAUUGAGUUUGAAAAGCAAGAAGACUGUGAGAAGGCCUACUUUAAAAUGGACAACGUGCUCAUUGAUGAUCGGCGCAUUCACGUGGACUUCAGCCAGUCCGUUUCAAAGAUCAAAUGGAAAGGCAAAGGUGGGAAGUAUACUAAAGAUGACUUCAAAGCCUACGAGAAGGAUGUGGACAAACGAUCCAAACUGUCUCUCAAAGAUCAAGCGAAGCCUAAACAAGAUUCCAAGUAUGACCUGCUGAUCGAGGAGGAAGAGGAGGCGACGAGCCAUCGACACUCUGAGAAGAAACACAAGGAGAAGAGGCACCAUCAUCAUUCUGAUGACGAGGACAGCAGGAAGUCCAAAAAGCAAAAGGAGAGCGAGGAUAGCCGGCAAGACAGAAAGAUGGGGCGCCAGCGCUCUCGGUCCCGGUCCCGCUCCAGAGACAGGGACAGGGACCACAAACACAGCAAGUCCCAGCUCAAAUAUGGGAAGGAGGGCCGUGAUAAAGGCCACAGCCACAAAGACCGGAGCCACAGCGGCUCCUCCAAGAAGUCUAAUGACAAAGAGAGGAGUAGGUACAGGUGAGGGGAUGGGUGGGG